CGCUAUCAGUUGAGUCGUUGCGUUGCUAGCGUUCGCAACUGGCAUUUGCUGAACGAGCGAAUAUAUCGAACACCGUGUGUUUAUCUACCGUGAAUUCGUAGAUUCCGUCCCGUUUGUAUCUGGAACACGCGAUCACAAAAAAGAAAAGAACUCUCCCACGUAAGGUGAGUGGUGGGAAAAUUGAAAAUAAAAAAGGCACACCAUCCGGCAUAUGUCAUGUGGGAAGGCGAGCUGCCCAAAACAGGUGAACCCGGUAGAUAAGUUGCUUCGGUACCGUGGGAGGGGGGAAAAGUUUAAAUCCUUCCCAACUCUCUAUCACCUGUCAGCUUUUUGGAGCUGCAUACGGCGUAACGGUGGAAAGCCGGAAGGAUUUAGUACAGCGACGGAAGUGAGCUGUGUGUUUGAUGCGUGUGUGCGUUCCAACGGAAGCUUGAACGAACGAAAAUAAUCUAAAGAAAAAGCAAAAAUAUACGGUGACAUCUUGUGCGUGUGUUUAUUUAUAGCAGGCGAGAGUGUAAACAUUGCUCAUUUUAGGGUGGUGAUGGGGUGCGCUUGAGGUGGUGAAAUUUUUAUCCACUUAGCAAACUUUGUUUCUGAUUGUUAACAACAUUUUCGGGGCAGUGCAACAAGCGGAAGGUAUGCAUAUGAGAUAAGUGAGAUGUAGUCAGAGAGCGCCCGUUAACGCGGAGUACGUAAAGUUUGAUUAUGGUGGAAGCAGCAACAACGGAACGCAUCCAGCACAGCCUACUGUAAUGGCACAGUGAUUAUUAUCAAGUGACAGAGCGAGCAGCUGUCAUGUUACGCUAAUGUCAUUGUGAUGAAUAACGGUUGCAUCGUGAUAGUAGUUGUAGUGCCGUUAACCUUCUUUAGCACGUUCUCAUCGUGAGCAUUGAUCUUAUCGCACUAAAACGACGCGGCACAGUGUCAACAUCAGUUCUCCUUUUUCUUGCUUCUUCGCGGAACAUAACCACCUCUACUACUACUAGCAGGCAGUAGUACAACGAUCCGGCCCAUUGUGUGAUAAACAGGUUUGCUUAGUAUAACGCAAGCCGUACCGGACACUCCCUAUCUGACGUUUCACUCUGAGCGUACCAACCGGCAGCUGUACGAGAUUCAAACGACCGGACCGGGACCAACCGGACCGGCCGGCAGCAGCAUGUUCUUCUUUCUGUUCUUCGCAUCCGAUGGGUGCAAAAAAGUGUGUCACAUUUUAUCGCAACUGGUCGCCGCCUGCCUCCGGAAGUAUCGUAGCGGCGGCGCCAACGGUCAGUGGAUAGGAGUGAAAGUGUAAGGGAAUGAAAUCUUGCGUGCGUGUGGGUGUGUGCGUUUGAGCAUCGUCUAAGUCAGGCGGAAGUGUUUUGCGUGUGACAGUGGUUCAGUAGUUCAGUUGUGAUGCGGUCGUCGGUUACGUCGGGGCUAACUAAGGAGUUAGGUUUCUUGGCGUCUUUAAACCUAUCCAACCACGGAGCAAGUGCAGGUUCGGUGAAGGUGCUGUUCUUGAUGCUGGUGAAGUGUGGUAAUCCUUCUUAGUGCCGAGCGAGCGAAUAUCUGUACGAGCAAUCCGGAGGCUCUGGUGCAACGCUGUGCUGUGGAGGGUUUUAGUGCGCGAAGAAUCCGGACGUCCGGUAUUAUUCAUUCCGGCCGCCAUUGUGCCGUGUGGGUCGGAGCUUUUGUGCAGUGGGUUUCACGGUAGCACCAAUGAGUCGUGCCUGAGUGUGUCGCCUGAGCGUAUGAUUAAGUGUGCAGGUCGUGGCUGAGAAGGUUCCCAUCACGCUCGGUACCAGUCCGGUGGCAGUGUUGUCAACCGCAAGAAGUGCUCUUGCUUUGCUAGUGGCGCUGAUUCCCAACAUCCGUCCCCGAAAAGACGGUGCUGGUGUUCUUGGGCAUCGUUUACCAACGGGUGAACACGUGAUAAAAACGAAGUGCUUACCACUGCAGCUCGCGGGACUGGCUAGUCCGUUUUCAUCCCACUAUCAGAAACCACCAGCCGCGUACAGCGAGCGUUGAACGGGAAGUUGUAAAAAAAGGCGCCAUUUCGCGAACGUACGAGGCACGAGCAGUAGUAGUAGAGCACCACGUACACAAAGAGUCGUGGGGCCGGCACACUGUGAAAUUGAAAUGUCAAUCGUGAUAGCACCCGGCGCACUCGCAACCAUCAUUUGCAACCUUACGGCGUGAAGCCUUUAGUUAAAGGGAGAUUUAGCUUCGUUUUUUUUUGCUUUUUAAAUACACAUCCCAGAUUUCCAUCCUGUCACUCGCCCUGCCCCAAUCCUUCCAACCUCACGAUGGAACGCGUCACCGAACCGUCGGGGGUAUCGAAAAUGAGUUCUCGCAAGUCAUCGCAAGCGCCUGCCAGCGAACGGGACGCGAGCUCCAAAACUGCUGACCUGUCAUCGACACCGUCCGUGGUGAUCUCAGCCACAGCCCGUCGAUCGAACCGGAAACCAUCGAGAAAAGCCACCACCUCGGAGCCCGGAACGCACCCGAGCGAGCUGAAACCGUUGGCGCACACAACGGCAACGCUCAGCCUGUACCAGGUGUACGUCCUGCUGGCGGUACUGCUGGUCGGCAUGUUCGUACUGUCGGCGGCACUGCUCGCGUACGUCGACCGACGGUUACCACCGACGGAAGCGGGUGGACAGCGGGCGUCACCGUCGCUCGAGGAGGAAGUUCACCGGCAGGUCGAAACGAUCCUGAGCAACUACUGGAAGCGUAACAUCGAUAAAUUGAGCGCGGAUCUGCUGGCGCACACGAGGCGUAUCGCGCCCGAACUUAGCACUUCAUUGCCUUACUUAGUAGCGAAUCAGAGAGUACAAAACGAGCGGAAGCUACCGUUCCGAGAAACGUCCGGCCGCCUCAAACGCGACCUAAGCCUGUUCGACGAUAAUCUGGUCCCGGAUCAGGAAGGUCCAAAUGUGGAGUUCUUCAAUCCGAAGCUGCGAUCGGAGCUGGAGAAGAAGGAUGCAGAGAUCAUAAAGAAGACGGGCUUGAAGGGUGCCGCUCCCGGCGGUGAUAGCUGGGUUUGGCUGACGAGCUACUCUCGCAUACCGUUCGACGCCAUCACCGGCUUUUGCCGAGCGACGAAAGAGUACUGUCCACCUGGACCACCCGGACUACCCGGUAUACCGGGUCCGAAGGGUAACCGGGGCGACCCGGGCCUGCCCGGUCCACCCGGUGUUGAUGGGCGCGAAGGUAAACCGGGUCCGCGUGGCCCGAAAGGUGAAAUCGGUUAUCCGGGCAACCCGGGACUGGACGGACGCGAUGGUGUGCCGGGUGAGCCAGGUCUCGACGGUGUGCCGGGCCGAGCCGGAGCUGACGGGAUUCCGGGCAAGGAUGGUAAGGACGGUAUUCCCGGCAUUGAUGGACGUAACGGUAUCGAUGGCAAAGACGGAUUAGCAGGACCGAUAGGACCGCCGGGACCGCCCGGACUGCCCGGACCGAGAGGUAUUCAUGGACCGAAGGGCAAACAGGGCCGGCCGGGAACGAACGGAACACCCGGCACGCCGGGCAUAAACGCUUGGAAGGUGAAGGUGAACGAUACGUUCUCGAACGAGCUGCUCGUACCACCGUCGAUUGCCGGUGCCGGUACGCUGGAGGCACUGCGACCCAUCAUCGUCCACGAGGGAACUCACCUGCGGCUACGGUGUGCCGCCACCGGGACACCAAGACCACACGUCGAAUGGAGGCGCGCCGAUGGCAAAACCAUCGCCAACGGAGCCUGGGAAGCAACGUCGAUGGCAGGACACACGCUCAACAUUACCAAAAUCAAUCGCGUGCACAUGGGCGCGUACCAGUGCCUGGCGGACAAUGGCAUCUCACCGCCAGCGAACCAGACGUUCAACAUCGAAGUGCAUUUCCCACCACUAAUACGGGUGAGAAAUCAAAUGGCGUACGCGGUGAACGGUUCUACGGUAACGUUUGUCUGCGAGAUCGAGGCAUUCCCCGAGGCACUGAAGUACUGGGAACGGUUCCCGGGAGGACGGCUGCUCGAGCCCGGUGAUAAAUUCCAGAUGGAAACCCAUUACGAUGGCUACAAAUCAGUUAUGCGGUUGAACAUCACCAACAUCCGGUCGUCCGAUUUCGGUGAGUAUCAUUGUGUGGCAAAGAACGAGCUCGGCAUGACGGAGGCCGAGUUUCAUCUGAUGGAACACUCGCCGUUCAUCAUCCGGCCGCCCGGUUCAACCGACAUCAACGUGUACGGCACUAAACCACCGGAAAAGGAAUCGUACGAGGACAUCUGCGGCCCACCGACCACCUGCCCCGAGUGUCCCGAUCCCAGGGACUUCAAAUGCAAGGACACGAUCGUUUCGCUGUACGAUUUGGUGGGCAAUCUGGAAAUCAAACCCAUCGGAAAUGUCAGUUUCACGGGCUUACCGAACCGAACGACCGACUGUGUCCUGUACGCCGUGGGCAAACCGGUGUACCACAAGUACACCGAGCAGCUGUUCGGCGCAUGGCUGAAGGAUCCGGCCGCCCGGAACGAUGUGAUGGAGAAGAAGGUGUGGGCCACCAGGGAAAAUGACACCAACCGGCUGUUUGAGUUCGCCAACAAAACCACGUACCGGAACAACGUGGCCACCAAGACGUAUCGGCUGGAGCGUUCCUUCCGGGGCAAUGCACACGUGGUUUACAACGGUUCAUUCUACUACAACGAGCGUAAUUCACCCCGCAUCAUCAAGUACGAUCUGAACGUGGAACGACAGACAGCGAUGAACGAGCUGGAAGGCGUCACUACGAACGGUACCAAUUAUCUGUACACCACCGAAAUUAAUUACAUGGACUUUAACGUGGACGAUAAUGGGCUGUGGGUCAUUUACGGGACGCCCGAUUCGAACAACACAAUGGUUGUCAAGCUCAACGAGAACAACCUCACGGUACAGUACGGUUGGAACAUUAGCGUGAACCAUCACAAGGUGGGCGAAAUGUUCAUCGUUUGCGGUGUCCUAUACGCGAUCGAUUCCGUCACCGAGCGCAACACCAAGAUACGGCUCGCGCUCGAUCUGUACCACAGCAAGCUGCUGGACGUAAGCCUGGCCUUCACGAACCCGUUCCGCAAGACUACCACCGUGGGAUACAAUUUCAAAAACAAGGAACUGUACACAUGGGACCGGGGCAAUCAGUUGACCUAUCCGAUACGGUACCACGAGAUAGGCUACAACACGACCGCCACCGAGAAAGCGGACGACGGUUUGAAUCCGCAGAUGCAGACCGGAUACGACAUUUACAACGAUCACGACACUGAAACGGAAGAUGUACGCUAGGAGCCGGGACAUGGAGGAUGGCAAGGAAACCGGGAAGGAAGAACGAGAAGGACACACCACCAUAACAGGUCGCUUCACUUCCGCUUAAAUGCCAAGGUGCCACGAUCUUUUGUGUGAGUGUGUGUGUGUGUGCCGGCUUGCUUCUUUUCGACCGCAGUUUUUGUUUCUUUUUUUUUUGUAUGCUUUGUUCCGUGUUUUUAUUGCUUCAUGCAGGAGUGAGAGCGAAAGUGAAGGAGAGAGGGAUAGAGUGUGUCUUGCUUUAUGGUUCAUUCAAGCAGAUAUGUAAAUUCUUUGUGACAGCAGUAUCAACAGUGACUAACAUUUUUGACCGGAACAUAUUUAUGACUGGCCGAGAUCGAUCGCGAUAAACAAUUUAUUCACCAGACGGGCGCCCUGUUUACAAGAAAGAAAACCGUGGGAACGGCAGUAAAAAAGAGAGGGAUCUAAAAUAAGAAAGAUGAAAGUAGAAAUUGACAAGCCAUAUUUUGGAAUGUUCGUAUACAAACAUCACAUAGAAUUAGAGGUUAAGAAAGUAAAACUGACAGGAAAAAAAACUGCAAACAAAAAAGUGAAAAUCAUUCCUUUGAAAAAUGGAAAAAAGUGAAAGAGAAUUAGGACUUGAAGUUUUCUAACACAAACACAAAAAAUCAGUAAAAGAGGAAGUGCAGGGGGAAGCUAUUACUAAAGCAAGUGAACAAAGAUGUAAAAUAUUAAAAAAAAUAAAAAACUAAAAUCAGAGCAAAAGAACAAAGAA
Messenger RNA from Anopheles stephensi (Asian malaria mosquito), 6015 nucleotides. RefSeq lists its product as uncharacterized. Gene Ontology annotation, biological process: signal transduction. The transcript has 17 exons. The record is from RefSeq and is a predicted model, not a curated record. The coding region runs from base 2286 to 5261 and encodes 991 amino acids. Lineage: Eukaryota; Metazoa; Arthropoda; Insecta; Diptera; Culicidae.